This is a messenger RNA of Kuraishia capsulata CBS 1993, 522 nucleotides long. RefSeq lists its product as uncharacterized. Lineage: Eukaryota; Fungi; Ascomycota; Pichiomycetes; Pichiales; Pichiaceae. The record is from RefSeq and is a predicted model, not a curated record. The coding region runs from base 1 to 522 and encodes 173 amino acids. The transcript has a single exon.
AUGGAGUCGAAGGGAGAACUUAGCAGACUUUCUGAAAAGUUUCUCCUUGGACUGAUAGUGGUGGAAAAUGAGAAGUUGGUGCUCGAUAGAGGGAAGGCUUUGGGGCUAACGGCGAUGUUUCCUGAGAGGUUUCCCCGGUGUCUUCAGUUGAUAGAAUCAGGAUCUGUUCAGAGAAUUUCAUUGGAGAAUACACAGCAGAAGAUUACAGUGAUGAGAGAUCCAUUCAAACUCAGGAAAAGAGGGAUAACAGGUGCUUCAACGGACGCAAAUCCUAGCGGCCCCAUCCACUUGGUAGAGCCAAGUCUAAAAUACUGCACCUGUGACUCGCACAACGCCGAACUCUCGGAAGGCUUCAAAAACUACAUUUCAUGUAGCAGUAUCUUGAAGAAGACUGCUUCUUGUGAACACUUACUGGCUUUGCAAGUGUUGAAUGCGAAUAAGGAAGAACUAGAUGGUUUUGUUCAGAACGUCACUCUGGGCUACGAUGAAUGGAUGACCAUGCACGCUCGAUUACUCUACUAA